CCACUCCUCGCAGACAAAGCCACGCGUUCCAGCUCCCGACACCUAAAAGGCAAAAAAAAAAAAAAAAAAAAACAUUCCCGACCACCUCGCCGCCGGCCGCAGCGGCGCCACGGUGUUCGGCUAGGGUUCCGGCGACAGCUCCCCGAGGCCCUAGAGACUUACACAGCUGCGCCAGGUCGUCAGGGAGAGAUGGUGUUUGUGUGGCUCACCGCGUUCUUCCUCGUCGUCGCGCUCAUCGUGCUCGUCAUCUACCAGCUGAUGUGCCUGGCAGAUCUGGAGUUUGAUUAUAUCAACCCGUUUGAUUCAUCAUCUCGAAUAAAUAAAGUGGUUAUGCCAGAAUUUGUAUUGCAAGCACUUCUAAGCGUGUUGUUCCUUUUAUCUGGGCAUUGGGCGAUGUUCUCGCUUUCUGUCCCAAUGGUGUACUACAAUUAUACACUGUACCAGCGUCGGCAACAUCUGGUAGAUGUAACAGAGAUAUUUAAUCAGCUUGGUCGGGAGAAGAAGCGCCGUUUUUUUAAGAUAAUUAGUCUCAUUGUUCUCCUAUUCUUGUCCUUGUUCUGGAUGAUCUGGAGUGUAUUAUCGGAGGAGGACGAGUAGACUGACAAAAUCCCAAUGGUAGCUCAUUCUGGUCUUGCAGUCAGUAGCUUGGUAACACCACAUAAAGAGUCAUCAUGGCAGGCUGAACAUCACAUCAUAUUUCAUAUUACUGAUUUUUGUAUCUGCUGGUCGAAUACUCGAAUGUAGGUCAUCUGGAUCAGCAAGGGGAAAAAAAGCAACCUGCCCGGCUGCCCCCAACAGUAAGAUUUGCCUGGCAAGCUGUUUGUUGUUUCGAAAUAGUGAAGCUCCUAUUGUAGCGUGCACCAUGUAAGAUUUGUUGAAUUGAAUUGUAAAUCAAUUCUCACGGGGCAAAAUAAAUAGUUCCACAGAAA
Messenger RNA from Phragmites australis (common reed), 929 nucleotides. RefSeq names its product protein cornichon homolog 1-like. Gene Ontology annotation, biological process: vesicle-mediated transport. The transcript is spliced from 4 exons. Bases 190 to 597 code for a protein of 135 amino acids. NCBI's taxonomy places the organism in Eukaryota, Viridiplantae, Streptophyta, Magnoliopsida, Poales, Poaceae. The record is from RefSeq and is a predicted model, not a curated record.